GAAUCCAGCAUAACCCAUUCUCCACUCCUCUGUUCGGCAAAAUCUAGGGUUUGAUAAUUUAUUUUAUAUUUCCCCAAUUAAAUAUCAUCAUCUUCUUCCCAAUCCGUUCCCAAAUUUUGUUCAACUUUUGAUUCGAUUAUGAGAACUCGAAACGCUGACAAUCCCAAAUCGCCUCCUCCGGUGAAAAGAACCCCACCGGCCAGGAAGUCGGCAACUAAAACCCCUCUACCGCUACUGGAUGCCUCCCAACAAUCACCAUCUGAUUCCACGAUUACGCCUAAGCGUGCUUCUUCCACCAGAGGGAAAGCUGUGGCAACAAACGAUGCCACCGCAACAACUCCAGAAACACCAGUUCAUGUGAUGUUACAUGCAGUUGAAGCAUUAAAGGUACAGGAUGACACAGUCAAGGUAACUCCUGGGAAAAAACCUGGAACUAAAAGGACUGUGAAAAGAGUGGUUAAAAGGACUGUUAUCAGGAAAAAGGCUCCAGCUUCUGCUAAAUCGGAUGAUGCCAAGACACAGCCUGCUUCAGUUGCAGUUGAAAAGGAUGAUACUGAAGUACCUGUGGAAAAGGAAGUCAUUGACGAGGUAAAGGAUGUGGCAUAUGCGAAGCAGGAAGAGUUGAGCCCAAGCGAUGUUAAAAAAUCUGUUGAGAAGGAAGAACAUGUUGAUGAUACUGGUGUGUCCCAAAAGGGUGAUAAGGAUGUUGCAGAAGCUGAAGAUAAUAUGAAGGAUGUGGAUGAGAGCAAUGAUGUUCAGCCCUCUAUUGAAAAUUUGGAAAGUAGUUUGAGGCAGGAAAGUUCUGAUAUCACAGAUGUUGAAAAAUCUCUAGAGCAUCAGGAACCAGAAUUAGAUGAAAUAGAAAACAUGGAAACAGAAGAGAAAGCGCCAGAAGUUCAGGAACCCAGCUUGGAGAAGGAGGAAGUGGAUGAGAAGGAAAAUAAGGAAACAGAUGAUGAUAACUCCUUAGAGAUCCAGGAACCAGGCAUAGAAGUUGGAAAAAAGGAAGAGAAGGAAAAAGAGGAACCUGAUGUUAAGGAACUUGUCCAGAAUCAGGAAAUCACCAUGGGAGUAGGGCUGGAGGAUGAGCCAGUUGACACGGAACAGGUGCCAACAGAAAUUGACGAGGAUAAAGUAGAGUUGGAGGAUGAGCCGGUUGACAUGGAGAAAAAUAUCAAUGAGGAACCUAAGGGAGAAGAAGAUCCACAAGAGCGUGUAUGUCUAAGCGAUGAGGAAAAGGACAAGGACAUUGGCACUGAUGCUCAUGAAGAAGAUGAUGAAGACGAGCUUGCAGAUGAAAAGGUGGCAGAACAUGGUGAAGUAGAGUUGGAAGAGGAUCAUGCAGAAUUUACAGCAGCUGCAGAGGAGCGGAGGAGAAGGAAAGAAUUCGAGAUAUUUGUUGGUGGAUUGGAUCGAGAUGCUACAGAAGAAGAUGUAAAGAAAGCUUUUGCAAAUGUUGGGGAGGUUGUUGAAGUCCGAAUGCAUAAGGAACUUCCAACUAAUAAAAACAAGGGAUAUGCAUUUGUGAGAUUUGCUCAGAAGGAGCAUGUAGCCCGUGCCUUGUCGGAAAUGAAAAAUCCUGUUAUACACGGGAAGCGAUGUGGAACUGCACCAAGUGAGGACAAUGAUACUUUGUUCUUGGGAAAUAUAUGCAAUACAUGGACAAAGGAAGCUAUAAGACAAAAACUAAAGGAUUAUGGCAUUGAAGGUGUUGAAAGGAUCACACUUGUUGCUGAUCCACAACAUGAAGGGUUGAGUCGUGGUUUUGCAUUCCUUGAGUUUUCGGGUCACCCUGAUGCUAUGCUUGCCUAUAAAAGGCUUCAAAAGCCUGAUGCUAUUUUCGGCCACCCUGAGAGAACUGCCAAAGUAGCUUUUGCAGAACCAUUGCGUGAGCCAGACCCAGAGGUUUUGGCACAGGUUAAGUCUGUGUUUGUUGAUGGGCUCCCACCUCAUUGGGAUGAAGACACUGUUAGGGAGCACUUAAAAGGCUAUGGCAGUAUUGAGCGUAUCAUGCUGGCACGGAACAUGUCAACUGCCAAGAGGAAGGAUUUUGGAUUUAUUGAUUUCACUACUCAUGAAGCUGCUGUUGCUUGCAUUGAUGGAAUAAACAGAAGAGAACUGGGUGAUGAGAAGAUGAAAGUGAGAGCAAGACUUUCGAAUCCUUUGCCUAAAACUCAGGCUGUGAAAGGUGGAAUAUCGGGAGGAUUUCGAAUUGGUCAGGGCAGUGGUGCUACCUUUCCAAGAGCUGGGAGGGGCUUUGUAAGAGGUGAACAUCCUUCCAACCGUAUGAACUUUCAACGAGGCAGGGGUUUCUAUCAACAUGGACAUGGUCAAACCAGUAGAAUGGGUUUUGCAGAGGACUACCCACCUCCUGGUCCUCAACCCCCUUUCAGAGGGAGACAGAAUUUUGGACGAGGAGGGAGGUGGGAUAAUUUUAGGGGUCCCCACCCGCCAUCUGGUCAAGGUACUGUGCCAGCAAGAUUUGAUCUUGAUAGGCCCAGGCAUGGUGCUAUAAUGGAUCGUGAUCAUCCUAUGCCAAUGAGAGGACAAUCAUUUUUGCCUGAUGAAGAGUUUACCAGACCUUAUGGUGGCAGGCACUAUGAAGACUCGUACAUUUAUGGAGAUACUGCACGUGGAGUAAAACGUCCAUAUUUUGCUAACCAGGAUCCUGACUACAUUGAGCCUAGCAGAGGUCGGCCUCGUUUGGAUUACUCUGACCCAGCAAUUUCAGUUCCUGGAUCUCGCUUACGAGGAGGUGGCAGUGGUGUUCAUUCACGUGACUACUAUAAUUAUGACUAUAAUGGUUCAUAUUCAUCUUACUAUGGCGGUGAUCGGCCCUAUGGCGGUGAUCGGCCCUAUGGCGGUGAUAGGCCCUAUGGCGGUGAUAGGCCCUAUGGUGGUGAUAGGCCCUAUGGCAGUGAUCGCCCUUAUGGCGGGCGAUAUUAUUAUUAGACUAGGCAACUACUGGUGGACACUUGGAGACAGAAUGUGAUGUGCUGGUCUGGAGUGUUCGUAUCUGCUUGCGGCCGCUCUAUAGGAAAGCCAUCUUUUUUAUAUUCCUCUCUUAGACUGUCCUUUCCUCUGAGGUUCUUUCUUCGCUCCAUGGCUUUUCCUCUCAGAUCUCAGUCCGGAUUGUUUUUGGUUGAACAUACAUGUUGGGCUAAUCUUUAGAUUGUCCCUUCCUAUAGGACAAGAUAUGUCAGUAUUUUACAUGGAAGGAGUUUAGUCUAAGAUGCUAAUUCAUCGAACUAUGUCUAGGUACCAUAAGGGCUUAAAUUUCGGACUGGAGGUUAUCUAAGAUGUAAGGCAUCUCUUUUAUAUGAUCAUUGUCUUGGAUUCAGCAUAUAUAUCAACCCUUUAUAUCCUGAAGUUUAAGGAAACCGAUUAGACGCUUAUGUUUUGUAAGUGUAAGGUUUGAGAUCUAAGGUUUUUCACUUAGCGAUUCAAGGGAAUUGAUGUAAUGUAGAAUUUAAGCCCUCUAGAGGUUCUAUUGAUGAUUCUUGUGAAGACGUGUUUUAGAUUUUACAUGUUGCUUGUGUGCCACAUGGAGUUUGAUCAGAUUAAAGGAAAAUAUACUAAGAUAUGUUUCUAAA
Molecule: messenger RNA, 3593 nt
Organism: Cynara cardunculus var. scolymus (artichoke)
Lineage: Eukaryota; Viridiplantae; Streptophyta; Magnoliopsida; Asterales; Asteraceae
Product: nucleolin-like
Exons: 11
Coding region: 139-2952 (937 amino acids)
Cellular component (GO): nucleus
Molecular function (GO): mRNA binding
Source: RefSeq, a predicted model, not a curated record